Molecule: messenger RNA, 969 nt
Organism: Camelina sativa (false flax)
Lineage: Eukaryota; Viridiplantae; Streptophyta; Magnoliopsida; Brassicales; Brassicaceae
Biological process (GO): tRNA splicing, via endonucleolytic cleavage and ligation
Molecular function (GO): tRNA 2'-phosphotransferase activity
Source: RefSeq, a predicted model, not a curated record
UUUGCGUCGUCGUCUUCAAACUCUCUGACCUUGAGCGCAGUGUGCUUCCUGCUUCUGCUUUCAUGGAAUCUUCAAUUCCAAAUUCUUCUUCUAGAAAAACUAAUUUCUCUUCCCUGGAUCAGUCCAACCGAAGAUGUAGCGGCGGUAGAGGUAAGAUGGAGAACGAUCGACGAAGACCUCAUCAGGGCGGCGAAAAAGAUAAAAUUGAUGCGCUUGGAAGACUCUUGAUACGAAUCUUGCGACACAUGGCUACUGAGCUGAGAUUGAACAUUCGAGUUGAUGGUUUUGUUAAUGUUGGAGAUUUACUUGAGCUGAAUUUGAAAACCUCUGGAAAUUUUCAGUUGAAGUCACACACGAUUGAUGAAAUCAGAGAUGCUGUGAGAAGAGAUGACAAACAACGUUUUAGCCUCUUAGAAGAAGAGGAUGGUGAGCUCCUGAUCCGCGCUAACCAAGGCCACUCCAUCACUACGGUAGAGUCAGAACAGUUACUUAAACCAAUACUGUCACCAGAAGAUGCUCCAGUGUGUGUACAUGGAACUUAUAGGAAGAAUUUGGAAUCCAUCUUAGCAUCAGGUUUAAAGCGCAUGAAUAGAAUGCAUGUUCACUUCUCUUGUGGCUUACCAACAGAUGGUGCAGCGAUUAGUGGCAUGAGAAGGAAUGUUAAUGUUUUGAUUUUCCUUGACAUAAAGAAAGCUCUUGAAGAUGGGAUUGCGUUGUACAUGUCAAACAACAAAGUGAUUUUGACUGAAGGCAUUGAUGGUAUAGUGCCUGUCGAUUACUUCCACAAGAUUGAGUCUUGGCCUGACCGGCAGUCCAUACCAUUCUGAUUCAUAUGAUCACAGGUUUAUGUAUUUCUUCAACCCGUUGUAAAAACUUCAUACACAUAUGUUUCCGACUCUUGGAAGAUUUGCUCAUCUUCUAAGUUAGUACAACCAUUAAAGUAACAGUCCCAUGUUUAAGUUCUAUGUU